UCUGGAGCCUGUGGUUUCCAGCCAUGCCAAAGACACGCUGGACCCGAAUAGCAGAGGAUGUAGACUCAGCAUCUGCCACUCUGGGGGGAUUUUCCCCUGGAUGAAGUCAAGGAAAAUUGGCUCUAAACAGUCAACUUCAGCCAAGGACGGUAGGCCAUCUAGCGCUGCAGGCGGAGGAGAGAGGCGAGAGAGGACAUCCUUCACUAACAGCCAACUGCUGGAACUGGAGAAGGAGUUCCACUUCAGCCCCUACCUGCGACGCCACUGGAGACAAGAGAUGGCAGCCAGACUGCAGCUCACCGACCGUCAGGUCAAGAUCUGGUUUCAGAACCGCAGGAUGAAGCUUAAGAAGGAGCAAAAGUAUGGCAGGGCGACAGGUUUGUCCCAGGAUUCCCUUUGUGAGCUGCACAUGGGGCUCCCAGUAGCAUGUGCUGUCAGAACUUCCUUCUCCUCUUCCUUGGAAUCACACUCCAUGGAUCACACGAUGCUGUCUCUAUUUGACCCUGCAGACAUGUCCUAUCUAAACUGCAUGCUUCCAGCUGUUGCGAAUGGUCCACCUCCCUCGUACACAAAUACAGAAGGUCAUCAGAAAGUCAGCAUUUCAAACUGGCUCUGAGGCCCUAUAAAGGCCCUCUCUUCUGUCCUUAAACAUAUUUCUUCUCCUGUUCACCUUCAGCUACUUAUAAAAGACUGGAGGAUGUGUGAACAGCAUCCCAGGAAUGCCAUCUACUUACCACAUCCAUUCACUGAAACAUAAAAUGAAACAUUUUAAUUAAACUAUAUGAGCACAUCUUAAUUAAAAGAGAGCAGUGCAAUAUUCUUUGUGUUUAUAGGCACAACAAGAGAAGACUGCAUGUCUUUAAAAAUUUUGCAUGGAGGAUUUUUGAACUCGUUAUACACGACUAUUCACAGCUCAUUCCAAAAGUAUUCAUACCACUUACAUCUUUUUUCCAUAAAUCUUUAUGUACUUGGUUGGGAUUUUACACCAAUAUAAAGCAAUUUACAGUUGUGUGGCUGAAAGAAAACAACACUUGGUUUUCAAUCUUUUUUUUUUCACAGAAAAAUCCAAGUAUAAUUCAAUCUGAUAAUCCAAAAUAAAAUACUCCAAAUUGCUGUCAAAAUUAACAUAUUUUCAAAGCGAAGUCUACAUGUGAGUAAUUUCAUUCUGUGAAAGCCUCAGAAGUGCGUUAGAGAACAUCAGUGAACAAACACCAUAAUCAAAAGUCACACAAAACAUAAAAUUUCUCCAUGAAUGUUAUAGAUAUGGAUAAAUGUUAUAAAUGUUAAAUAUUCCAAGCUUUUGAGGUCUUGGAGAGUUCUAUCUAAUCCAUCAUCUCUAGAUGAAUCUAGAUCUUCCUGCAAACCAACCAAGACACGACCAUCCACCUAAAUGGUGGGUCUGUAGUAAAAAGAUAAAACAAGCAAGAUAAUAAUAUAAAAAGAUAAAAAUAAACACAUAAUAUUGUUCACUGAGUCACCAAUAAAUGAUGACAGCAGUGGUUCCACAAUCUUGAGGUAAAUCUGACUGUCCUCAAUGCGGGGUUUGCUAAAAUUAUAUUAUUGCAUUUCACAGAUAAUGUGUCAUGCGAUAAUAUACACGUGCAUUUUUACGUAACAUUUCUGAGCACAGCUGGACAUGUGGGUAUAGCCUUAUGUACAAACGUAUGGCUGUCACUACUUCAUGUAGGCACUGUAAGUAGUACCCUCAUACCAUCAUUGUAGACCACGUAAAGUUUCUGCAUGCUGCGUCUUUUGUAUAGUCACAACAGAUGGGCAGUAUAUAGUGAAUCACAAAAUCCAUGGCAAGAUUUGGAAAUGGUGUUCACAGAUGCUCUCGGGCAGAACUUGAGCUUUGUUACAAAGAUGAAUGGUCAGAAGUUUCAGUCUUUUUAUAUGCAAAGCUGGACAGAACCCAAAAAAACCUGCUGCUGUAAUUGCAGCUAAAAGUGGCUCUGCUAACUUUAGACUCAGAGGAGCCUGAAUACAAGCUGUGUAUUGUUUCAUUUUAGUUCCACUGUAUUUAAAUAAAAUACGUUGAAGUGUGUGAGUGUAACAUGACGAAAUGUGCAAAAGUUGAACACACGUGUGAAUAUGCUUGGAAGCCCUGAAGUUACAGCAAGGAAAUAUUGCAGAUAUUAACUUUUUUGCACGAAGGACAUUUUGAACAACUAAUACUGUUUCUUUUUGUGUUAUUUGUGUUGUUUUCCAAGCAAAUUUGUUGUUUGAAUAUCACUAGGCGGUAGUAUUUUUUUCAUAGCUAACUGUUAAUGUGAAGUGUUAAAAUUGUGAAAUGAGAAGAACAUUGUUCAUGUUUCAUUAUUUUUUUUAUUUUAUAGAGGUUGUUAUACAUUCAGUGAGUUUCCCCAUUAUUUUUGAUGAAUGUUUCCAAACUGAACAUGCUUAAUAAACACAUUUAGGAAAAUUGUAA
Messenger RNA from Xiphophorus maculatus (southern platyfish), 2428 nucleotides. Its product is annotated as homeobox protein Hox-A3-like. The coding region runs from base 101 to 616 and encodes 171 amino acids. Gene Ontology annotation, molecular function: RNA polymerase II cis-regulatory region sequence-specific DNA binding; DNA-binding transcription factor activity, RNA polymerase II-specific. The transcript has 2 exons. Gene Ontology annotation, cellular component: nucleus. NCBI's taxonomy places the organism in Eukaryota, Metazoa, Chordata, Actinopteri, Cyprinodontiformes, Poeciliidae. Gene Ontology annotation, biological process: regulation of transcription by RNA polymerase II. The record is from RefSeq and is a predicted model, not a curated record.